GCUGUAUAUCUGCAACAGGCAGUUUGUUCAGUCUGGUUCGAGCCUGUCUACCAAUAACGCGGUCAUGAUGACAAGCCAUUUUUGAGGCGUAGUUACGGUAUGCACAGCCUCGCGACGGCUGAAGAAAGUGAUUAUAUACUUUUCUGUCGAACUUCUUAUGAGAUAUCGUUAAAGUUCAGAGCGUACGCUCGAGAAUGUCCGACAUUGCAGCAUAUGCUCCCCAUUAUAGCUGGGCCAACAAGAGCACUGGUUGGGCUGAGAAUAUCUUCAAUGAGGCUGUAGCCGAGUUUAUUGCUACUCUUCCCAAGAAGUCCUCGCAACUAGAAUCGUUCUUAGACCUCAAGCCGAGCACGCUUGACGAUAUAGUCAAGUGUGUGUCAAAAGCGCAACUGCAGUAUGAAGAUCGACGAGGCGAUUCCAAGAUCCGACGAUGUCUCACGAGCUUUGCCCAGAAGGUACAUUGCUAUGGCACUGUUAUGGAUGCAGUAGUGCAACAGGCACCAGAGUGUGUUUCACUUGUAUAUGGUGGCAUGAAGCUGGUGUUAGUCGGAGUCGUAAAUCAUGAGAAGUCCCUUGCAAUAAUCAUGGAUGGCUUGUGCUCAGUAGCAGACGUCCUUCCUCGUAUGGAGAACACAGUAAAUUUAUACCCCACAGUGCAGAUGCGUAAAUUUAUGAUCAUGCUCUAUGCUCAGAUCAUAAAGUUUCUCACAGUCUCACUAUCCUGGUUCAAAGAGAGCAAGGCCCUUCAUAUUCUCCAUUCAUUCACGCGACCUCCUGAACUUUGCUAUAGCGACCUCGUUCAGAAAAUUGGAAACUUGUCGCAAAGUAUCUCCACUGCGGCUCAAUUCAGUAGUUUUGCAGAACAGCGAGAUAUGCACUCUGUGAUGAACAACAUCAUGUCGAGGCAAGAGAGUUUAGAGGAUAAGGUCGAUGACAAAUUUACAAAGAUCUUCCAAGAGCUUUGUGAGCUCAAGACCACCAUGGUGACUGCCCAGACUCUCAAUUCGAGCGCACAGGUCUCUAUGCACCAGCAGCUCUCCCAGCUGCAGCUGAUGAGCUUCAUCAAUAACCUCAGCUUAAAUGUUACUCUGGAUCCAACGAAGAGCCUCCAGAUAUAUUUCUUCGCUCGCAAGCGACAACAGGCGCGUCAAGCAGGCGGCUCAGCUUUCUGGUUGGCUCCAAAAAUGCAGAAUUGGAAUUCAAGCAUGGCGUCCUCACUUUUGAUGGUAAAAGGAGGCUACAAACUGCGGAAUCACAUAAGAAAGUUUUCUGCAGACGCCAUACAACUGCUUCGAGAGUCCAGCAUACCUGUAAUAUGGGCACUGAAAACCAGCGAACCUCAGACACCGACACCAAUCGGCAACACAACCACAAUCGAUAUUAUCAAAAGCCUCAUACUCCAAGCCAUCAACCUCAAUCCAACUCUCCACGCCGAACCCAGUCUCUCUUCUCGCCUACGAACGUACAUUUCCGCCAAAACCGAGGCAGACUGGUUGGUUCUUCUCGCAUCUGUACUGGAAGGCAUCCCACUUCUAUACAUCAUAAUCGACAUCCAACUUCUGUUCACGUCAACAUCCGAGUUAUCCACUGGCUUUUCUUGGCCGAUCGGAAUCCUUGAGCUUUUCAAAGAGCUCUCAGAGCGAGAUAGUAAGACCGUCGUGCGCGUCUUAAUGCUGAGCUAUGGCUCGUCUUUUUUUACGCAAGAUGAUAUGAGAGUGUAUGAUAGAGAUAUUCUUGUGGUGGGAAAUAGGAAACAGGCUGCUAAGGAGAUGAAGAGAGGGUCAAGGAAAGAGGUGAAGGGGAGGAGAGGAGGACAGAGAGGAGAUUUGGAUCUGGGGAAGAUUCCGCACAGGCGGAUGAAACGAUGAGAAAAGGUUGAGUGGACGUAAAGGUUAGUUAAAUCUGAUACUUCAAUCCUUGUCCAUUGUGUAAUUCGAUCACAUAUAAAGAAAACAUUCGUUCGGACCAGGCCCCAGAAUGACUGUUACUCCAAACCUGAUAUCGAAUACAAAUGAUUCAAAACGCCUCGUCGUCUGUCUCCCUGCUCCUCGAUAAUGAUAAUAAUCGUUAUUGCUGUCUUGCUCGCUGUAAUAAUGAUAAUAUUGAUAAAGCUUUGUGUUUAUCUUUAACAAGAACUUAGCCAGUCUAUGAUAAUAGAAAUAAGUAGAUCGUCAGAUUCAAGGGCAAAUAGAAGAGUUGUAUCCUGUUGACGAUUCAUGUUGAAAUUUGCAGCUCAUCA
Messenger RNA from Botrytis cinerea B05.10, 2239 nucleotides. RefSeq lists its product as hypothetical. Bases 195 to 1868 code for a protein of 557 amino acids. The transcript is spliced from 3 exons. Lineage: Eukaryota; Fungi; Ascomycota; Leotiomycetes; Helotiales; Sclerotiniaceae. The record is from RefSeq and is a predicted model, not a curated record.